AUGGAAAUGGUGAAUGCAAACUUCAAUGUUCAAAAUUUGUCAAACGUAGCAGUCAACGGUGUAGCUCUGGUUACAGGGGGCGCAGCAGGCAUCAGCGAAGAAACUGGCUUCGCAUUCGCUGAAGCAGAUGCUUCAGGCGUUAUCUUUGCGACCUCAACAUUGAGAGGGCCAAAGCGAGCGCAGAAAAGAGUAAACACUAUCGAGUCAGAGAGUGUUCAGGCAAUGGUCGAUCUCACAAUUGAGGAGUUUGGUCGGAUUGAUUACUUUGUCAAUAGUGCUGGAGUCAAGGGCCGCCAUGGGGAUGAGCGUUCGCUGGGUUUGGGGUGCAUCGUGAACCUUGGCUCUGGAUUGUCAUAUGGUGCAGGCCCGGGAAUGAUGGCUUAUGUUGCAUCGAAACACGCAGUGAUGGGAAUUACUAAAGUAGCUGCGCUGGAUAACGCAAAGCACGAAAUUCGUGUGAACGCGCUUUGCCCCUCAUGGGUGAAGACCCCCAUGUUAGAACGAAGUUUGGCUCGUUGGGCGGGACUCGAAAAAGUCAUACAGGCUGUCUCACCAGCAAGAAGAGCCGCAACGCCAGAAGAAGUAGCUAAUGUUGCCGUUUUUCUUUGUAGCCCUUCGGCUACCUAUGUCAAUGGAACUGGCUUGUUGAUUGAUGCUGGAAUGAUGGUUACUGCGCACGCAAGCUAA
Molecule: messenger RNA, 687 nt
Organism: Botrytis deweyae
Lineage: Eukaryota; Fungi; Ascomycota; Leotiomycetes; Helotiales; Sclerotiniaceae
Exons: 6
Coding region: 1-687 (228 amino acids)
Molecular function (GO): oxidoreductase activity
Source: RefSeq, a predicted model, not a curated record